This is a messenger RNA of Bipolaris oryzae ATCC 44560, 180 nucleotides long. RefSeq lists its product as uncharacterized. NCBI's taxonomy places the organism in Eukaryota, Fungi, Ascomycota, Dothideomycetes, Pleosporales, Pleosporaceae. The record is from RefSeq and is a predicted model, not a curated record. The transcript has a single exon. The annotation marks the transcript as partial.
UUCUAUUUGGCUGCCCAUGCUCUCUCUGCUUGUGUCUUGCACUAUCUCCUCAGCGUAGACUUGAGUGGAUACAGUGUAGGAGGUUUCUCUGCUGGUGGACAUCUACGGCCCUCCGCUCGCCAUCCAGUUGCUUCCUUGGCCGCAAGGUCCGCCGCUUCGUUUCCCGGAAUUCCUACGUGA